Rhipicephalus sanguineus (brown dog tick) is the source of this 10494-nucleotide messenger RNA. It is a transcript of the gene Gprk1, whose product is annotated as G protein-coupled receptor kinase 1-like. Gene Ontology annotation, molecular function: G protein-coupled receptor binding; G protein-coupled receptor kinase activity; ATP binding. The record is from RefSeq and is a predicted model, not a curated record. NCBI's taxonomy places the organism in Eukaryota, Metazoa, Arthropoda, Arachnida, Ixodida, Ixodidae. Gene Ontology annotation, biological process: regulation of signal transduction; G protein-coupled receptor signaling pathway; protein phosphorylation.
CGCUGGCUGCGGGGGGAAAUAUCAGCAGCGGGGCUGCGAGCGUCAUUCGUGAGCAUCGCGGCUUGGUGUGCGUGUGCGCCGUCGCGCGUCAUGUGGGCCUCGGAACUCGACAGCGACUCGCGCUGAGCCGUGCCGGUCUCGUCCCAGUGUGUGUACGCGAUCAGCGACCGCCCCCACAGAGGCCCGGACUCGGACGACUGGUCCCGUAGCCCAGGGGGGGGCUAGGCCUAGGCGUCAAACAUGGCGGACCUCGAAGCCGUGCUGGCCGAUGUCAGCUAUCUCAUGGCCAUGGAGAAAAGCAAGUCCACGCCGGCCGCACGCGCGAGCAAGAAAAUUGUGCUUCCGGAUCCGAGUGUGCGGAGCGUUAUGCACAAGCACCUCGAGAAAAUGGGGGAAGUGACGUUUGACAAGAUCUUCAACCAGAAGUUAGGCUACUUGUUAUUUAAGGACUUCUGUGACAACGUCUGUGACGAGCAGGUUCCACAGCUAAGUUUUUACGAAGAGAUCAAACGCUACGAGAAGCUGGAGACGGCCGAAGAGAGGCGGACGGCAGCGCGAGAGAUUUAUGACAACUACAUCAUGAAAGAGCUCCUCUCACACACUCAUAAUUAUUCUCUCGAGUCCGUAGGCCAUGUCCAAAAGUACCUCAUGAGGAACGAAGUUCCCGUUAAUUUAUUUCAGCCUUACAUCGAGGAAAUUUUCAGCCUCUUAAGGGACGAUAUUUUUAGGAAGUUUAUUGAAAGUGAAAAGUACACAAGGUUUUGCCAGUGGAAAAAUCUCGAGCUUAAUAUACAGCUGACGAUGAAUGACUUCAGCGUGCACCGGAUAAUUGGACGUGGUGGUUUUGGGGAAGUGUAUGGCUGCCGUAAAGCGGAUACAGGAAAAAUGUAUGCGAUGAAGUGUUUAGACAAGAAGCGAAUCAAAAUGAAAGUUGGAGAGACGCUAGCAUUGAACGAGAGGAUCAUGCUUUCUUUAGUCAGCACAGGGGAGGACUGUCCUUUCAUUGUGUGCAUGACAUACGCAUUCCAAACGCCAGACAAACUGUGUUUUAUACUGGAUUUAAUGAAUGGGGGGGACCUGCACUACCACCUUUCUCAACACGGGGUGUUCACGGAGCAGGAGAUGCGGUUUUACGCAGCCGAGGUGAUUCUCGGCCUGGAGCACAUGCAUCGGAGAUACGUCGUCUAUCGGGACCUUAAGCCUGCCAACAUUCUUCUCGACGAACACGGGCACGUGCGGAUAUCGGACCUCGGUUUGGCGUGUGAUUUUUCUAAAAAGAAGCCCCAUGCUAGCGUGGGCACCCAUGGCUACAUGGCACCUGAAGUGCUCUCCAAAGGCACAGCCUACGAUUCCAGUGCCGACUGGUUCUCGCUAGGCUGCAUGCUGUACAAGCUGCUCAAAGGGCAUAGUCCAUUUCGGCAACACAAAACGAAAGACAAGCAUGAGAUUGACCGGAUGACCUUGACCAUGAAUGUCGAGCUCCCCGAAAGCUUUUCAAGUGAUUUGAAACUGCUUCUCGAGGGACUGCUACAACGGGACGUGGACAAGCGACUCGGUUGCAAGGGUCAGGGGGCCGAAGAGGUGAAGAGCCACAGCUUCUUCAGCGGGAUGGACUGGCAGCUAGUGUACCUCCAGAGGUACCCACCUCCUCUCAUACCUCCGCGAGGGGAGGUCAACGCAGCUGAUGCCUUCGACAUUGGCUCCUUCGACGAGGAGGACACAAAAGGCAUCAAGCUCACUGAAGCAGACCAGGAGCUGUACAAGAACUUUCCUGUGGUGAUCUCCGAGCGCUGGCAGCAGGAGAUUGCAGAGACAGUCUUCGAUACGGUCAACCAGGAAGCGGACAAGCUGGAGCAGAAAAAGAAGACCAAAAUGAAGAUGAAGUUCCAAGAUGAAAAAGAGUCUGACUGCAUCAUCCAUGGGUACAUCAAGAAGCUGGGCGGACCCUUCGCGUCAGCCUUCCAGACUCGUUACGGGAAGCUCUACCCAAACCGCUUGGAGCUUCACCAGGAAUCUAGCAGUGCCAAGCCAGAGCUCAUCUUCAUGGACCAGCUGGAAGACGUGUGCUCGGACUACGUCCAGGUGAAAGGGGAGCAGUGCAUAGUGCUCAAGAUGAAGGGCGACACCAAGGUGGUGCUGACCAACCCCGACGAGAUCGGCCUCAAGGAAUGGCUCCUGUCGCUCCGGUCCACCCUCAAGGACUCCCAAGAGCUGCUCGCUUCCAUGGCCAAGAAGGCCGGCAAGAUCUACGGCACCACCGACAACCGCAACAACCUGCUGGGCUCCACCCCGGGCGGUGCGGCGACCCCGCCUGCGCGCAACGGCAACUGAGAAGCGCCGGACUGCACUCCCCGUCUUCUCUCCCUCGUGAUCCUCGACGCGGGCACGAGUGGCGCGACUCCGUCACGCCAGGCGUGGUUGGGCCGGCAGUACUUGCACGGGCACGGGUACGGCAGGACGUCGCAGUUGCUGGAUGGUGCUCCGUGUCGUCCGCUGCUCGUACGCAGCGGGUGGUGCGUCGUCGUGCGCUGGCGAGGCAGCGCAGCUCUCCGCGACCAACGCGCGUAUCGGUGGCGCCCGCCACUGACGACACUGACGACCCUCACGCAAGAACACGCUGCCAAUUCUUGGUGGGAAGCCUCCACGUUUUUACCGGCUGCAGCCACAGUCGCAUUGCGCUUGCAGACGGGCCACCGCUGGACAGUUGUGUUUAAGGAGAUACGUCAUUUUCCUCCCCUGCCAUCCGCCGUAGGGAGGCUGUGACUGCAUUUUAAGGACCAAUGGGGGGGCAAGGGCAGGGGCGAAUUACGGGACUGUUGUUGUAACGUGUCCUUUUUUUAACUUAUUAAUGUGGCAAACACGGGUGGCAAGAGAAGGUCACAGAAUCCGGGGCCUCGAGUUUGGUGCUCGAGCGGAGGGCGUGUAACUCGUAGCGAAGGCAGAUGCAAGUCGAUUCUAGUGCUCGACUGGCAGCGGUUCUGCCUCUGCGUGGGUGCACUAGUGGCAUACUGCCGUAGCAGCUGUCCGGGUUGUCCAGUGGAAUCUGCUUGCUUUUCUUUUACAGUGCAUCGUAAGCAGGUGUAGUGCAAUGGCAGAGCCUGUUGACAAUACCCUCGCGUCACUGGGUUUCAGUAAGAAGCUUUGUCUGUGUAUGUGUGUGUGUGAUGCAGCGUGCAGCGCGCACUUUUCAUGGCAGCCACGUGACGUCUGUGUUAGUUCCCCACCACACUUCCUCCCCCAGUUUUCUUUCUUUCAUAUAUGUUUUCUCUCUCUGCUCCUCAUGUUUUCCCGAUUGCCUCGCGCCAUAGUGAAGGAAGCAUCAAUGGUGUCCGCACGCUUGCAGUGUAAAUAUACUGACUGUACAUAGGCGAGCGUGUAACACUCGCGUUAGCUGCAUUCGUCUCCCGUCAGUGCACACGACGACGAAACGUGCGAGAGACGGAAAUCCCGGAGAAUGGGUGUUGUACAUAGGGUGUGUGACGAGCCUUCUCGGUGACCAUUUCAUUGCGUCUCCCUUUACUCACCGUUCGCGCGGUUGCGAUGUCGUUGGUUCGGCAGAGCUUUCCACGAAACUCUCCCGUUGCUGGCGGUAUUCCCCCCCCCAUUCGCGCACCGUCCCUUCUCUCCCACUGUCGGUUGCCCAACACUUCUUAGCGUACUCUGCACCAGGUGUUUAGGAGGAAACACCGUCGACUGACGGACCGCUACGCGCUCGUUAGGCACGGGUGGGGUUAGUUGCACCUGUGCCUGCUCACAACGUUCGUGAUGGCAGUGUUGAAGAGUUGUGUGCUCCUUUGGUCUUCAUUUUCGUUAGAUUUGGGCGGGCAGGGGAGGUGGCACACGGUGGAGUGGGCGACAAAGGUUGGGGGUUUUAUUUUCCAGCCUGCGGGGAGCACGCCGUCUUUUGUAGGGCCACUGGGAAGUGCAAAGGGUCUGUGCACGUUUUUUCACUGCAGCUGCUUUAGGAGCCAGUAUGCACACAGCAAAGUAUACACCGCAGCCUCUGUCUAUUCUUUCCACAGUCACGAAGGAAGAAGAAACCGGGGGGCCAGGCGGCGAGAAACAGGAAACGAGCGGUUGCCUUCGGCCACUGCCUGGCACCGCCUUGCCACUGACCGUGCGCCCUUGGUUCGCUUCCUUUCGGCAAAGAAAUGUUAACUGUGAUAGCAACACUUAGCAGUCCAGUUUGUGUGUGUUGUGCUGCUGCUGCUGCCACGACUCCCCCCAGAGUGUGGGACCCAAGCCCCUCGUCCGAUAGCCAAGCCUGCACGAGGCUUUUUCAUCUUUUGCUAAAUCUGACACGACAACACUUCGGUCUCGACAAAGCUUUACCCUAUUCCUGGCCGCCUCUUAUAUGUUCCUUUUUUUUUUCCCUUUCGGUUCCAAAACAUCUUUUGUCUCAUAAUCGACUGCUCUUGCUUGCCUGUUUUGAGAAGGCCUCAAAGACGUGUCAGUUAAAUGUUUUUUAUCUUAAUUUCAUGCUGAGACACCAGAUUGCGAGUGUCGCACAGCCAUCGUUUCGCUUCACAAGAGACAGUGAAAAACUUGCAACCUAGCCUAGAGGCGUCAAGGAACAUUUCAGUCUUGUAUGGCUCCUCUACUGUUUUUUUCUGCAGUGAACAUUUCGAAAAACUGGAGGCUCUUGCUCGCUUAUAAAUACUGCCUUGUCUGGAACAACCUUGUACACAGUAUUAGAAGGCACCCUGAACCAGUACGUUCAAUGUAAACGCAUCUCUGCUUCUUACGCCACUGCACAGAUGCAUUCGAGGCCGUAAACAUUACGUGAGCUGUGGUUGCAGUCACGCUCGGAUGCCUUCCUCAUUCAGGAGCACAACCUAGAGCUGUGAAUAGCAGACAGGGACGACAGGUUAGUUGCUUAAUUUCCAUUACACUGUAAUCCUAACUCAAAGAAGGCACCGACAGAAAAAAAAAUAUGUGGGCACUGUCACCUAAGCGACGCUUAAUCACUCUCACUAGCAAUUGCUGAAGUCAUUAUUGUUUAUCUCAACUCAGUUUCAUUGACACUCUAUUCCACUGUCAGCUUAGGACUUGCAGCCAGUCCAGUUGCUGGCCUACAAAUCAAGUGGUGAACACAGUGCUGUAAGUGCCCCAAAGCGUGACUACAUUUCACGGCUUUGUGGUUGCGUGAACUAAAAGGCAUGCGAGGUUUCCGGUGACGAAUUUCUCUCUUGCCACAGAAUAGUGCCUUGAAAGGCAAUCGAUGUUGUUAGCUUGACCCACAGUCAGUUCAGUCUGCUUCCUCAUUGCGUCAGCUAGAAAUGUAUGUUGACAUGUUAACUGUUUGGUUUACGAAAUGUGCAGUCAACCAGCAGGCCCUGUUAGUAAGUGGGAAAUGGUUUAGAUGAACUUAAAGAGGGCAGUCUUGUUUUGAUGCAUAGUUUCUGUCCAUGUAGCACGCUCGAACAGACCAAGGAAUUUGCACUGUUGGCGAACGCAGCCAUUUGUUAUUCUGUUUCCUCUACACAUGGGGUCGUGCAUAAUGUCGUGCAAGGUUUUGUCUCAGAGCGUCUGAAUGAGAACAGAAGCAAGGUGCUUCGGCAUAGGUGUGCGGGUGGCACUCGAACUGCUAAGCAGCUGGAAAGGAGGCCCCACCUAACGCACAGAAUAGGCACUUGUGCUGUCGAGUGUUCCGAAAGCAACUUGAUGAACGAGGUUUCAACCACACGAGUCAAUAUUCUGUAUGCAUAUCACGAUUACGCGAUAUAAAUGUGCCGGCUUAGUUAUAAAAAAACAAAUGAACACACACAAAAACCGUCUGAAAUGCUAUAUCGGUUAAGACUCCACUCCUUGGAGAACAAAACACUUGAGUGAACGUUUCCAGUCAGUCUGUUUUAUUUCGUGUAAAGUUCCUUCCUGUACGGAUACUAGUGGCAUUUGUACGGUCCUGCACCUCCUUUAUGGGUGAAGUUAUGCUCAGAGAGUUUCGGGGGGAUAUUCAAUCCAAGUACAUGACGAAGACAGACAGGAACCCAAGCAAAGUCUGAUGAGUGAUACCAUUUCAUAGACAGUGUACAGGACACUAAGUGUAGCUGGUAAUCUUGGAACAUAACGAGGCGCGAGACGUAGCGCACACUUUGUCGUGGGUCACCUGGCUCUCGUAGGGGUGACUGCGUGAUCGCUUAACUAAGAGCCUUCGGUAGCAGACGUAGAAGGCGCUGAAGUGUAUGCGCAAGCCUAUCUUCUCAUCGCGUGUGUACAAAUGUGCAGCGUUCUCUUGUUCGGGACGCGUUCUUGACAGGUACGUUGGCCGAGGGUUUUCUCGAAGCGUUGCUUCUGGGAGCUUGAAUCUGCGAGUUGUGUACCGUGGCUCCUCCUCCCUCUGCAGAGCAUCAAAUGAAAAUGAGGAAAGAAAAAAAUUUGAGCUUCCAGUUGUCGCCUUCUCAUCUGACUGUGCCGGUAAAAUGUGGCGCCAAAGUCUGUGGCUGUGGGGGGGUGUCUGUGCGAACGAAACAUGCCAUUCCUAAGGUUACGCAGCACUGUCUUUUUCUUCUGUAGCUGGUGAAGUUGUUUUUUUUUUCUGUGUUCCCUUCCUAUUUGUUGUGCCAUGUGUCGAAACGUGGGGGGAGGGGGGGGGGGGUGUUGAUACGAUGUGCGAGUGGCUCACUUUUUGCCCUUGUCCAAGUCGGUGAUGAACCGGCUCGAAUUCCCGGUGACAUGACGUUUUGUGGCCGUAAACUCAUUUAUGCAAUCUCACUGUUUUACUCUGCAGCCACACCUUCAUUACAGCGCGUUGCCCCGUCGUUCUGCCACACGCGAGAGAUUACUAAUCGAGCCUGUUGUGUUGUUUGCUUGACUCGCUGGAUGUCGGUUAGGUCGUUUUGUUGUACCUGAACCUUAAAAAACACGUGCAGGCAUGUGUGUGUGGGUGUGUACAUAAAGCGGUGUAUUACUGUGACAGUCAUGUACAUAAGCACAUCUGGGUGUGAAUCAUCCCCUCAUUUAUUGUCAUUUUUUUCCCCUGUCCAUUAUCUCUCUAGCUCGCCUCUGUGGUUCCGUGAAUGUUCUCUUUUCGUUUUUAUACCUAUUUGACAGAGAUUCUGUUGUGUUAUCUGUGCACUGCAAUGGCGUGGAAGCAAUUUUUUUUCUGGUAAUGUGGCACUUUAUCAAAUAAGAGAUUUCGUGCAGGUAGAGCUCGUUCUUUUAUAAAGGCAUGGUGAUCAUAACUGGGGCUUUUUUUUUGGUAGUCUAGCAUGUUUUGCACCUGAGAUUACAGUAUGCAGCUGCUAGGCGUGCGCGGUUCCUAGCCAUGCGUCUUAUGUUACCUCGGCACUGCUUUACAUUCUGCAGCCUUAUCGUUUUCAGGCAGGACAGCGAUGGAUAUUUGCAUGACUCUCAAGCAGGACCUAAAUUCAACGUGGUCUCGAGUUUAUCCUAACGUGUACACCCUAUGAAUUAAAGCAUGUUGUUCAAGGUUUCAGAAGGAAUGGUACCUAAGGGGCUAAACAUCCGACUGCCAAAAAAAAAAAAAUGUUGAGCUACCAGUGUCGUAGGUGAAUUGAGGAACUUGUACAUUUAAGCACAACAGAUCUGUAUAACGGAGUUCCCACACACUUCAAUCACAAAACAGAGCUCCUAAAGGAGCAUUGGGUUAUGAGGAUGCCUGCGUGGAUAUUCUCCUGCGUUUUGGGAGAAAUGGACUCUUCGUCAAUGGAAGUGUCAUGUUUAUUUCUGACUCAUAACUUGGCGUCAGUGAAAACCAUUCGUUACAGAGUGAACCGAGCUGCAGAGUAAUAUUUGGCGAAUCCUCUUGAAAUGCCGACGUUGCACGUUGUGCAUGCCUCAAAAGCAUUAUCUUCACCGAGUUUUGACUUGAUGCACAUACAGAUAUGACUCUGCAAUUUGCAGCCAUUGCUGGGCAUUUAUACUAGUUUCAGCAAUCUAGGUGAACUUUGGUAACCUCAUGUGUUGGUGGGACCCUCUUCUGGAACUGCUUUCUCUUUUUCCAAUCUGUGUACGGGAUGGUGGAGUGAGUGCGACACCACGACGUGCUAUUUACUCGUUCUUUCCAUUGGCAUCAGCACAGAGUUACACCCUUGUAAUAUCUCUUCCAAACAUACCCGGUCGAGCACUUAUUCUGGUUUUCCGGAUAUUCAUAAAAAGUCUUCUAAAAAAUAGAAAUAGACGAUUCUGGUUCAAGUUAAAAGUUAUAUCGGAUAUAUAUGAUACCGGAGCAUUGCCUUAAUUACGAUGAGGGCCAAUUAUCUGUCAUGAUAAUUAUUGAAAAUUGGGGGAGUUUAUUGAAAAAUCGUGAGCAGUUGGGAUCGUUGCAGCAGCUGCCCUAGUAGCAUGCAACGUUGCCACAACGUUGAAGCAACUUUUUCAAAGUUGCGGCAACGUUGUGUCAACAUUUGGUGCUACUGGGGUGGCGGAGCAGAUCUCAGCUACGUGCUUCUUUCUAUGUGGCCUCAGAGAUCCGCUUCGGCAGAGCACAAAACGCAACGUUAACCCAAGGAUUACGCCAGGCCACACAAACACCAACGUGCGGGUGCCGCUGCCAGACACCCGAGUCAAGGAUUCUAGAAUUCUUUCGUUUCCUUGCCUUCCUUGUUGACAAAUGCGUACACUUAUUUGAGCAUCCACUGGUAGUGACACAUGGCUGUUGCUAAUCCGAGUCAGACGUACAGGCACAAUGGCCACAGGGUCAGUUGUAGCCGCCACACCACAGAUUUUUUUUUUUUUUCAAUAGUUUGUGCUAACUUCUGAAAUGUUGGGACUGCAAGAGGUUCUGCUCAACUACCCAAGACCGUAAGUCAGCCCAGGGACAUAGUGGCUUUUCAAGCUGUUCCAUAUUAUCGUUUGAUGUUUGAUCGACGUGAAGAACCUAUUUCUAAAUGGACGGAUGCUGAAUGCAGCGCCUCCGCUAAUGGCUUCCUCGUGUUUUCUGUAAGAAACGGCUUUUCAGAACUCAACCAAUGCAAGUAGUCUAAAGAAUGGAAAAUUAGUUACUAGAAUGCCAAUACAGCUUAGUUCAUUUCAUGCAAAGUGUUGGUUACACUUGCAAGAGUAUGCUAACACUUGGAGCUUGUUCUGCUGUUGUUUUUGAGUAGAUGUUGUACUUGCACUGCAUCGUCCGGUUUAAUGUGACCCAGAAGGCACACUGAUUGUUACAAGCAUACGUUAGCAUGGUGCAGAGUCGGCUCGGUGUAAUACUGUUAUUGAAGGUUCAUAUGUUGCGUCAGCUGCUGUUUAUUGUACCACAGGUUAUGUGUUGAAAGCGCAAGACUCUGAAACGAGCUUCUGCAUCCCACCAAUCAACAGUGUUUAUUGCACAGAGCCCAGCUUCUUGGAAGUGUUGCGUGUCUGUGAGUAGUGGCCGAAUCAGGCAGGCGCAUUAUUUUGGGCUAUUUGACAGAGGAUGCUGAAUCAGUGAUCGCUUUUUGCUGAACGGGCUUAAGCAUCCUUUGGGGAUGUGCAUUAGGAAACUGAUGCCAGCAGUCUCCCUCCCACAUCUGUUACCAAGAUAUUGGCCCUACAUUUCUGUGUUUGCAAAAGUGGCCAGCGACAAUUAAAAUGUCGACCGGCGCACAUUGCACAUUACUGGGCUGCCUUGUUUUUUGUAUGCGUAGCUGCUGUCACCGUAUGAGGGCAAAGCGCAUUAGCCGCUACUGCGUGCUGCUUCUCCCAUCUGUGUGCCCUUGCUUCUCUGAGAAGUACAAGACGAAUGAACCCACCUCUCGCUAAGCUGUCCAAUUAGGCUCUACGCGUCGUUGAACUUUCUGCGUACGCACGCUUCCUUUGUGGCUGUUGGGUGAACACAUGUACGAUAUGUAUGCCCAAGCGAAUAGCGCGAAUGUGCUCUGAUCCAUGUUCAAAGUGUCUCACUGCAAUAGAACUUCCUAAAAUGAGGUCGUAAUGAUGUUGUAAGAUCUGUGGUAGGACGUCGGCUUCUCGGGAUCUCGUAGGCCAUUCCUCCGGACAAACAAACUGCAGGGUCGUUGACGCUCUGCUCUCGCUUUAACAUUCUUUUUUUCUCUUUUUACUCGGGUGCGUUGGGAGAGAACGCCGUCUUUUCAUCUGCCGCCUCUUUUUUGUACACGUGUACCACACAUGCGCGCAGGGAGGACAACACAAAGGCCUGGUGACGACGAAUUGCUUUGUUUGUGCAUCCUCGUCUUCUCGAUUGUGGACGUCGCGUGCCCAUCCACAAAAUCUAGUCUGGCCUCUCUCUUUUGUAGCCCUUUUUUUGGAGACAAGUUUUUAGGCAAGCUAGGAGGACGAACCAACCUUUACGUGUCGUGUACAGAAAGAGAAAGAAAAAAAAAACAAUACAAAAUAUAAUGUAGAGCUGUGUGGCUGCUGUAUUUAUAUAUCUCCGCGCGAUCCCUGCAUUGUUUUUAAUCGCAACCCUUGUAUUGUUUCUGCAGCAUACUUUUCUUGGUUGUGCCCUGAAGUAUAGCUGUUAUAGGUUGUUUUUAUGUUAUUUUUAUUUUUUAGGAAAUGUAGAUACUUGAAUAAAAGACACCCAGAAAGAAA